GCCCUGCCUUAUUAAAACGUCGCCUCUUUCUGUUCCGUUAACCUCACAUUUUAAUUUUAAGAGCACAGACGUUACAGCACAGUGAACUUUAAAACCAAACUGCUUAGUGAAUCCUGAGGGAAUAUGAAGCUGGCACUGGCACUUGGCAUUGCAGCCGUCCUUGGAAUCAUACAGUACAAUGGCGGUGAAUGUUCCAAAAUUGUUGGUGGAGUUGAGGUGAAACCACACUCGAGACCUUUCAUGGCCUUUUUUUCCGAUGGAUGUGGCGGGGCUUUGAUUAAAGAGGAUUGGGUGCUCACAGCUGCCCACUGUUUCGAGUGUGAUGAACAUGUGGUGCUUGGUGGUCAUUUUGUUGCUGGACGUGAAAAACAGCAGCAGAGGCUUCUGAUCUCUAACAUAGUCAUGUACCCCGGAUACAGCUAUAAAACUAAUGACAAUGACAUCAUGCUCAUUCAGCUAAAUAGAAAAGCCACACUGAAUAAAUAUGUUAGUCUCCUUGAGCUGCCUGCUUCUGGUGAGGAUGUGAAAAAUGGGGAGAUAUGCACAGUAACUGGAUGGGGCGACACCCAGUCUUCCGAAAACAUGUUGACAGUUCUCAGGGAGGUUAAUGUCACGGGUGUAAGCAGAGAAACUUGCAACACCCCUGACUACUACAAUGGAAGAAUAACUGAAAACAUGUUUUGUGCUGGGGAAAAGCUUGGAGGAAAAGAUUCUUGUCAGGGGGAUUCUGGAGGCCCAAUCAGGUGUAGCGGAAUCUACAGAGGGAUUGUGUCAUUUGGUGACGGUUGUGCCCUCCCGGAGAAACCUGGUGUCUACACUCUUCUAACUGAUGAACACCUGGAUUGGAUUAAAAAAACAAUAUCUGCUUGAACAAUAAUUCUUUUUAUGAAUUCAGAAUCAUGUUAUGCUUUUCUUUCUUUUGUGUGCUAAAUUUCAUAGUUUAAAUGCAGUGAACAUAUCUUAUAAGACCAGAAAACAACUUCAAAAACACUCACCCUGUAAGGUCAUCCAUUUAAAGAUCAUAACUAAUAAUAUGUUCACAUUUGCUUGUGAUUUAUUUGUCUAAGUCUGUCAACUGCAAUACAUAAAUAGCAUUAAUCUUUUUUGCAA
This is a messenger RNA of Erpetoichthys calabaricus (reedfish), 1110 nucleotides long. Its product is annotated as granzyme A-like. Gene Ontology annotation, biological process: proteolysis. Gene Ontology annotation, molecular function: serine-type endopeptidase activity. The transcript has 5 exons. The record is from RefSeq and is a predicted model, not a curated record. The coding region runs from base 124 to 870 and encodes 248 amino acids. Lineage: Eukaryota; Metazoa; Chordata; Cladistia; Polypteriformes; Polypteridae.